CGCGCACUUCCAAUCGCAUCAAUUUGUAAACAAUUUUAGAAAAAUUGCGAUUUUGCUCCGUUUCGCCAUAGUUUAAAGUGUGUUAAACUUUGCGUUUUAUGCAAGUGUAAAUAUUGUUUGUUCCGUUUGUUUUGAUCCCGAUCUUCGCACCCUGGACAGGAGAGGACGUUCGUCCUUCCCAGGUCAGACGGCACCAUGUUUCAAAUAAUCAAAACUGGCCACUCCAAGACGCAGCAGCAACCGCAACUGCAUUACGUAGAUUUCUUGCGGAAGGAUUGUUCUUCACCGCCACCGUUGGUGCUGAGCGCCGCUGCAUACACGCACAUGAGUGCUGGCGGAAAGCGCCAGUUUGUUAAGGUCAAUGAGGAGAUGUUUGUGAACGAGAUCAAGAAACGGCCCAUUCUGUACAAUACGACACUGAAGGAUUACAAGAAGAUUACUACCAGGCACGAAGCGUGGGCCGAAGUGGCUCUGGCGAUGAAUUUGUCCGAGAGCGAAUGUAAGAAACGGUGGCGAAGUCUGAGGGAUGCUUUCAUGAAAGUGGUCCGGAACAAGAAUGAGGACGAAAGGAAAACGUGGCUGCACUAUCGGUUGCUGGAGUUUCUACUGCCAUAUUUGGGGAACAGAACGAGAAGACAGUCGAGAACGGUUGGGAUGAUGGAUGGAUUUGAUAAUGACGAGGAUACAGAAUACGUGGAGAUUGAAGAGGACAUGGAUAUCUUCGAGGAAAGCAGGGAACCGAUAACGGUGUCGUACGUGACGGAAGAUGGAAAGGAGGUUUUCCAAAUGCUGCAAGAUCCGGACACCAUCCCGGAAGGUGCCGUUAUAGGAAUCGAAGAGACGGAAGACGAGGGCGAAGACGAUGACGAUAUGUUCCCGAAUAUGCAGCACUCGCAAGAGAUUACACCAAAUGAAAAUCUGCAUUCUCAGGACAAUCACGCCGGUAGCUUUAUGUACGAAGAACGAUUAGACUCCACGAUGCUCGAGCUGCAGGAAACGUUCGAAUCCACACAGCAACCGUCGUUCGCAGAAAGUAGGGGGGAAGAUAUAAAACAGGAAGCCCUGUCAGACGCUGAUGGAUCCGAGAUUCACGUAGAGGAAAUAGAAAUGGACUCACUAAUAUCAGACCAACACGAGGACUAUCACACCGAUACUCAAUCAGAAGCGCAGCAUCUCAUGGAAUCCAUGGCACCGAGUAUACGAGCACCAAGUCCUUCAGAAGAUCUGAUAGAACCCAUUCAAGUCAAAACCUCCACAGCUCCAACUGUGGAACUUCCUUCAGUUCCACAAGCAACGUCGAAUUCUGUAUUGUCACAACCUGCUGGCGAACCAGAGGUUGCACCCGUACAUAUAAGUGCUGCUCCAACUCCUUCCCUACCGCAGCGAGAAGAACCACCGAGUUUUGAACAGCGAGAAUCGGAUCACAAAUCGUCGUUCUCCAGCUGUAUGGACUCGGACGAACGAUUUUUGCUGUCCUGUGCGCCCAUCCUGCGACGGUUACCCAACAAAAAGAACCAACUGGCUCGCUUAAGGAUACAACAACUUCUGUUCGAAUUGGAGUACGAUGAAAAAUAUAGUAGCUAGUAACUAUAAUAAAAGCUACUGAUGUGAAAACCAACGGAAGUU
Messenger RNA from Ochlerotatus camptorhynchus, 1626 nucleotides. RefSeq lists its product as uncharacterized. Gene Ontology annotation, biological process: regulation of transcription by RNA polymerase II. Lineage: Eukaryota; Metazoa; Arthropoda; Insecta; Diptera; Culicidae. Gene Ontology annotation, cellular component: transcription regulator complex; nucleus. The record is from RefSeq and is a predicted model, not a curated record. The coding region runs from base 196 to 1584 and encodes 462 amino acids. Gene Ontology annotation, molecular function: DNA binding. The transcript has 3 exons.